AUGAGACUCGCCAACGCCUCGGUCCUGGCCAUGCUGCCCGCCUCGGGGCUCGCUGCCUGCGGGACUGCCUACUCGGGCAGUCAGAUCGACGGCACGCUCCUCCACUCUGUCGUGCUUGACAUGGGCACCGACGCUGCCAACGUCACCGCCACCCAGUACGACCAGUACUUUAAGCAGGGAAGCGCCCUCCAGGGCGUCAAGGCCGUCAUCGAAGACAGCCAAUUUUACAUCAACCUGUGGGCCAUUCCAGGCACCGAGUCCGCCUUCAACAAAGUCAGCCAGUGCCUGAGCGACGGAUAUCUGGUGAACCAAGUGCCCUGGCUGUAUUACGACACGACCACCGCGACGUGGUGGGGCGGCUACGAGGCUGAGACCGAGGCCAGCAGUUACGAGGCGGCCGCCCUGUCGGUCGUCACCAACAUCGUCGCCGGUCUCGAGGUGCGCUUCUGGGAUACCAACGGCGAUGGCUACACCGACCUCAUCGACGCCGACUACCUGGAGGGCGUCACCGUCGACACCAUCACCCAGAACGCCAACGGCACCUACUCGGUCUACCGCGGGAAUAUCGACGUCGCCAACAAGACGCCCUGGGAGGGCACCAUUUUCGACGCCGACCUUUUCAGCGGUGCCGGCCCGGCUAUCCCCGCCAGCAACUUCGAUACCACUAUCAAGUCUGGCGACGUCGCGCUGUUCUGGUACGGCAACCAGGGCUGGGCCAUGAAGCGCGCUCAGGACGUAGUCGGUCUCUUUAUCGACGGCGCUGAUCAUACCUUCUACGACGUCGGGGGCGUUACUUACGAGGACGCCAUGCGCUUUUCCCGUGACAACCUGCCCAUCUCGAACCGGCCCGGCGAGUUCACCGGCGCGCAAAAGUUCUUCAAGCUCACCAAUGACUCGGCCGCCGGGCUCAACGUCAGUCUCUGGCUGGUCCCCGUCACCAACACCACCAACCGCGGCGGCCCCGUCGGCAUGACGAGCGAUGGUAACUCGCGCGACUUCCUCACCAGGGCCGUCGCUCAGGCCCAGGCUCAGUUGGACAACGUGACUAUCAGCACCAGCGGCGCCGACGUCCCGUCCACCCAGGAGUGGGUCAACCAAGCCAACUACACCCAGCUCCACGACGCCAUCGCCAGGGCCAACUUGGCGCUUUCCCUGGCUAACAGCUCGUCUUUCCUGCUUGACUACCAAAGCUACGUGCUGUACCUCACCCUUGAUGGCACUAGUGAUGACAUUGGCGCUGCCUUCGCCGACUUCACCUUCACUGGCUUCGAGAACGCAGAGAAGCUCGGCUCGGCCUGA
Molecule: messenger RNA, 1299 nt
Organism: Aspergillus aculeatus ATCC 16872
Lineage: Eukaryota; Fungi; Ascomycota; Eurotiomycetes; Eurotiales; Aspergillaceae
Exons: 1
Coding region: 1-1299 (432 amino acids)
Source: RefSeq, a predicted model, not a curated record